Molecule: messenger RNA, 1998 nt
Organism: Brenthis ino (lesser marbled fritillary)
Lineage: Eukaryota; Metazoa; Arthropoda; Insecta; Lepidoptera; Nymphalidae
Source: the annotation of a GenBank genome assembly
AUGCCGAAGCGGUUGGGUAAUUGGCAGGUCCCACGCUGGGCGCCAACUAGAGCUCGUCCUGUUGAAAUGCGCCCUAACCCUAAGCCUAUAUGCGAUAUCAACGGUCGCUUUCUACCGGGAGCACCUCGUGGGUCAUCCAAAUGUUUCGGACACUUCACUGGAACUUGGGAAUUACCAAGAAAAAUUACAAGGAAAGUCGCUGAAGAAUUGUCUAAGGAGCCACCGGAUGGAAGAUUUUCAGAUUGGCUAAAUCUUCGUGUACAGAGGCCAACAGCAGAACGCAUGCGCGCCGGGAAACGCGGUAAAGCGACAGAGGACAAACAACCUAUAGAUGAACAGACCUUUAUAGAACAGGAUCAAGAAUUAACAAAAGAGCCACAACAAACAAAUUUAGAGCAAGCCGAAAAUAAUAAUACAAACGAGAGCGAUAAAGAGGGUGAUUUAUAUUUAAGUAAAAAUAAUAAAGAAUCAAUUGAUAGUGAUGGUCAUGGACCUUAUAUACCAGGAUCUUUAACUGAUCCAGAAAAGAGGCAUGAAAACUAUGACCUAUUGGUAAAAGAUGCCGUUGAACAGCUUCACGGGCCUCAAGAAAAUCCCACCGACGACUUUUGGCGGAAAGUAUCCGAAAAUGCAAGAAAAAAUGAACAUAUCCGUGAUAAUAUGAAAUAUAGCAAAAAAGGCGAAACAACAAAACUUCCUUAUGUAAAUGUGGUGUCCCAAAACUUCCAAUUUGCAAAAAAAAUGCACGCUGGUAAUUUAGAACACGAACCAUUACCGGAUACUUUAGGGUAUCGUCAUUUAACAAAGGUUGGAGAGCACCGAGACUCUGAUAUUGUGGUUAAACCUUACGCUAUAGGGUGGAAGGGCUAUGGCGCUUCAGGACCAACUUGCUGUACUAAAAUGCGAGUCCACAGACCUAAAACCUGUGAUCCUAAGAAAAAUGGAACGAAAGGAGAUGAUCGAAAACAGCGUCCAGCAACGUCAGCAGUGGAUUUAGGAGGACAGUACAAAAAACCUAUGUCUUCAAUGGAUCUUGCCAUUUGCUGGGACUUUAAAACUGAUGAUCCAAAGCGGGAACCUCGGCCACCAAAGCAUAUAGAUGGAUCAAACGGAUCGCAAGCACCAGCGGUUUUCACUAUGGUUCAUACACCCAAAGAAGAAGUACAUGAAACAGUGUUAGGGCACGCAUACCCUAUAUUUAAUCAAAAUCGGAAUUUAGAUGACAUCGGUCGUCAUAGUGUUCCCCAUUUUGAAAAAGACAUGACUAAAGAGAAGAAAAAGGACUCAUGCGAUGUGCAAUACUGCCCACAGCACAAUGUGACUGAUAAAAGUAUCAAAUCACGGUCAUCUAGUAGAAAAAGCUCUGCGCAAUCUGGAGACAAAAGUCUUUGCGAUGGUAUUAAUGGUUGCGGUACUCUUUCAGAUAUAAGUCAAAACUAUAAUCGCAAAGAUUUGAAACAUAAAAAUAAGCACGUAAAAGAAGCUUGGAGUUCGGAUAACAAGCAUGAAAAUUCUAAAUAUGAUAUGAAUCGAAAUCGCCACAGCCUGGAAUCUUAUGAGAAAACACCACUGGCGCAAGGUAAGUUACAUCAAAGUUCCCCGAAUGAAUCACAAAUACUGAAACAUUCUUCCAAGGAAUCAUCCAAAAAUAGUGAAUCCUCUAACAUCAAACACAAGAACUGUAGUUCUUGCAACGGAGUAAAAGUAUUGCAGGAUAAAAAACAAAAAGACGAUUAUAAAUUUGCCUUCAAGGCUGGGAACCCAAACUCCGUGCAAAGUACCUUAUCAAACGAUUCAAAGGAAUUAAAGAUACCCAAAAUGCGCCAUCCUUAUACGAAAAAAUCCUACACCAUCCCAACUUUAGCUCCUCCAUUUAGCAUUUGGCGAGAUGCUAAUGCUACCGGCUAUCCUGAGCAUUGGAGGCUAGCGAGUGUGUACCAACAUGCCUAUAAACCGCCCGAUCAACGACGUAAGCCGCUUAUUGAAAGUGUCUAUCAG